AUGCAGGAUUCAUCUGAAGUUUGUGAGAAUCCUGUAGCUUUAGGGACAAAGUCGAGGAGAAAGAGAGCUAAACGAAAGAGAGGACAACAGUGGGCCUAUUACGUCGAGUCGUUUAAAAGAACUGUUGACUGUCUUUACGAAAUCUGUCGCUCUGAUCAUAAUAUAAACGGCUGCAAGGAGGCCAUAAUAUACCUUGAAAAUUCUAAACGCGAUUUUGAGUCACUAAUCAAUACUAUCAAAGUGGAGACCACGUGGGAUGAAUCAAGC
This is a messenger RNA of Strongylus vulgaris, 267 nucleotides long. The record is from the annotation of a GenBank genome assembly. NCBI's taxonomy places the organism in Eukaryota, Metazoa, Nematoda, Chromadorea, Rhabditida, Strongylidae.